This is a messenger RNA of Macadamia integrifolia, 469 nucleotides long. RefSeq lists its product as uncharacterized. Lineage: Eukaryota; Viridiplantae; Streptophyta; Magnoliopsida; Proteales; Proteaceae. Gene Ontology annotation, cellular component: endoplasmic reticulum membrane. Gene Ontology annotation, biological process: vesicle-mediated transport; endoplasmic reticulum organization. The record is from RefSeq and is a predicted model, not a curated record. The annotation marks the transcript as partial. The transcript has 3 exons.
AGAGGAGGGAAGGGACCCAAAAAAAAAAAAAAAGGAAAAAUUGAAAAGAAAACAAAGCGAAAAACGUUCUCUUACAGAUCUGCAAUCAUCUCGGGUGCGGACGUGGCCGUGGCCGCAGCCGCUGGUAGCGUUGGUGACGACUCUGGGCGGCGAAGGGGAAAUAAGAACUCAGAAGAGGAAGAGAAGAUUAGAUUAGAUUAGGUAAAUAUGCAACAGAGAAAAGCUGCACUAGGACGGCCGUCCGGCACCGAUGGAUCGGAUUUCUCUUACCGCAUGGUUGUGGAUCCCAGGUAUACGAAAGUUGCUCAGGGGAAGUCUCGACUCUAUGUGUUGAUCGUCAUUCAGGCUGUCGUUCAACUGAUUGGAGUGGUUUUUGCAUUUUUACUUGCAUCAGAGAAGAAGGUUCCAAACAGUCUUGCCGUUUCAUCUAUAGCAAGUGGUUUCAUUUCUGUCAUCGUUGGAGAAUUAG